Aspergillus nidulans FGSC A4 is the source of this 1533-nucleotide messenger RNA. Its product is annotated as putative cytochrome b5 reductase. The record is from RefSeq and is a predicted model, not a curated record. Gene Ontology annotation, cellular component: mitochondrial outer membrane. The transcript has 3 exons. The coding region runs from base 1 to 1533 and encodes 510 amino acids. Lineage: Eukaryota; Fungi; Ascomycota; Eurotiomycetes; Eurotiales; Aspergillaceae. Gene Ontology annotation, molecular function: heme binding; oxidoreductase activity.
AUGAGAAUGUCGCUGCUGAAGCCCAAACCAGAUGCGUUAGUUAUAAAAGACCUCGGGAUAGGCUCACCUGUUAUUCUCGUAUCAUUCAACACCGGCUUGCUUUCACGAAAAAUUUCUGGUGUCGCUAUGAUCGACUUGCCGCAAUAUACAUCUCAAGAGGUCGCUGCUCACAAGAGCAGGAAUGACUUGUGGCUGAUUAUUAAUGGCAAAGUGUACGAUGUCACCGAGUACGUGAGAGAUCAUCCUGGAGGGGCUGAUGUUCUCAUCGAUACUGCUGGAAAAGACGCAACUGAGGCCUAUGAGGAUGUUGGACAUUCAGAGGACGCCGACGAGAUUCUUCAAACAUACCUUAUCGGUACUCUAAAAGAUGCGGCGAAGCGAGUGCGCCCCCAGCAAGUUCGUUUAAUCCAGUCUACGAACCCUGUGCCUCCAGAAGACACGCAAAGACCAGGGCUAAUCAAAUCCUUUGCACUGGCUACUGUUUGCGUCAGCGGUGCAGCGGUUUCCCUGUAUCUUGGCAAAAGCAUGUAUGCUUCCUGGUCGGGACUCUCAGGGCUUCACGGCCUCAAAAAAUCGCUCCACCUGCCAAGCUCGCUUUUCAAUGCAGGGCUCGGGGGGUUCUAUACAGGCUUUGCCGUAGCAACUGGAAUAUCCAGCAUCGUCGGCUCGGUGGUCGCAUCGAAGCUGUCUGCUAUGACACAGAUCCAGUCCGGCUUCACGAAGUACCCACCGCACAUCAAGAGCCGCAAGCCUCCUCGAGUCAACCCUCAUCUCUUGAAAGGAUUCCUCGAUCCCAAGGAAUACAAGAGUUUGCCACUUGUUCAGAAAAAGACGCUUGCGCCAAACGUUUACAAGUUUGUCUUCCAGCUGCCCGGUCGACAAGACGUUAUAGGCCUUCCCAUCGGGCAGCAUGUAGCCAUCAAGGCGAACAUCGAAGGCAAAACAGUAUCGAGAUCCUACACCCCGACGUCGAAUAAUAUAGACCGCGGUGUUUUGGAACUGGUUAUCAAGUGCUAUCCCGACGGUCUCCUAACGGGAAAAUACCUUGCAAACCUGCAAGUUGGAGACAAGGUCGAGUUCCGCGGUCCCAAGGGCGCAAUGAAGUACACCAAGGGCCUCUGCAAGAAGAUUGGGAUGAUUGCAGGUGGCACUGGAAUAACGCCCAUGUACCAACUUAUUCGGGCAAUCUGUGAGGAUCCCACUGAUACUACGGAGAUCAGUCUGAUCUAUGCCAACCGCAGUGAAGAGGACAUUCUGAUGCGAAGUGAGCUGGAGGAGUUUGCGAGAAAUUUCCCCAAAAACCUUAAGAUUUGGUACAUGUUAGAUACACCGCCAGAGAAGUGGUCUUUUGGGACAGGGUACAUCACAGCUGAGAUCAUGAGGGAGCAUCUGCCCAUGGCCGACAAGGAUACCAAAAUCAUGCUCUGCGGUCCACCGGGAAUGCUGAUUGCGUGUAAGAAGGGUUUGGUGGCAUUGGGGUAUGAGGCUCCAGGAGCUGUCGCGAAGAUGGAUGACCAGAUUUUCUGUUUCUAA